This is a messenger RNA of Durusdinium trenchii, 2028 nucleotides long. NCBI's taxonomy places the organism in Eukaryota, Dinophyceae, Suessiales, Symbiodiniaceae. The record is from the annotation of a GenBank genome assembly.
AUGGGCGGUCGCCUGGGGCUGGGACGACAGGAGGAGCAGGUGGAUGGCUCCACGAUUCAGAACAUCGCCUACCAAUAUGCGCCCAACUGGGAAUGGCAAGGAGAUGAUGGCAUCUAUGUGCCCUACGAGUCUUCCGUCGCCCUGAAGUUGGAGAAGGCACAUUCCAAGAUGAAGGAGAACAGCGUGGACCGCGUCGCAGUGGGCCCAGGCACCGUGGACGUCCGUGCCAUGGUGCAGGAGACACCGGCACCGGCCGACGGAGCAAACGCCCUAAGCGUCCCGGUGGCACGGCGGAAGGUGCGGCGGAAGACGCGGGAGGAGGCGAAGCGCGGCCUGGCGGAGCCCAGUUGGAUCCAUCAGGAGGAGGAGGUGAUUAUUGCUGAGGUGGAAGCCGAGCAUGCUGAGGCAGAGCUUGUCAGGAAGAACUUCUUUGGCGAAGGAGGUUUGGACUCGCAGCAGUGGGGUAUCGUCUCCAUACAACGCGUCCAGAACCAACCCCUUCGCGAAGCUUAUUGCAUCGAGAAGCAGCUCAUGCUGCGGGAGCGAGGGGACGAGCAACUCAACGAGCAGCUUCUGUUGCAUGGCACCCGGAGCUCAGAUCCACAGUCGAUCAUCGAAGACCGUGAUGGCUUCAUGGUGGAGAAAGGUGCGGAGCGAGCCUUCUAUGGGCAGGGCUGUUACUUCGCGGAACUCGCGCAGUACGCACACCACUACAGCUACGGUGCUCAGGGCAGCCACCAACUGCUGUUCGUUGAUGUGCUUUGUGGGAUUGUCUACGAGAUGGGUGAGGAGCUAGAUCGUGCUGGCACCAAGUGCAAUCGUGCGUGGCUACGCAGCAAUGGCUACGACAGCGUAUGUGGCGGACCACAUCAACCGAAUCAGAAGGGGCCCGGCGCGAACCACUCGCGGCUCCAUGUGGUCUACCGUGCCAAUCAGACGUAUCCGCGCUUCCUGGUGACCUACAAGUCCAUCGUCCCUCGCGCCUUACUCAGCGCUCGUGCACCCUGCCGUAAGCGGACCAGCACCAGCGGCCGGACGAGCCUGGCACCGCCAAAAGCGCCCAGCAUGCGCUUUACGCCUGCGGAUGUGAAGGUGAGCCAUCAUGAGCAGAUCUUGGCGGUGGCCUGGCUAGAGGAUCAACUGUGCUUAGCCACCGUGUCGGCGGUGCUGUGGGACUGCAGUGCUGGGAUACGCCUGGAGCUGCCGCACGCGGCCCAGCGGGCGGCCUGGAGCGCUUCUGGACAACUGGCCCUGGCGCAGAAGAACCGCAGGCUACUGCUGCUGGACGCGUUUUGUGAGCAAAUACCCAUAGCAUCCGAACACCCAUCGCUCAUCCAGUCACUGUGCUGGUGCGGUGAGGACCUUCUAGCGACAGGGUCCAAAGACAGCAAGGUACGCAUCUUCACGGCUGAAUCCAAAGAGAAGCUCCAUGAGUACACCCACAGCUCUCCGGUGCUGUCGAUGGCCUUUGCUCCAUGCGGCCGUCCGACACUGGCCGUUGGCGGAUCGGACGGAAAGCUUUGUCUUCUUUCAACGAACAGCGGAACUCCUGAGCGCAUCGUCGAGCUUGGCAACUGGCUCACAGCGCUGGCUUGGAGUGCAAAUGGGGAGAGACUGGCUGCUGGCUGCGAUGAUGGCAAGGUCCAUAUUUUCAGAUCAGGUGCAGAGGAGCGGGCCAUUGCACAUGAGGAGCGCGUGUGCUCCUUGACGUUUCACCCCGACCCUGGUGUCCCCAUCGUCGCGGCGGGCGCCGUGAACGGGAAGAUCCGCCUCGUGAACACCACGGGCGGUGCCGAGACCGUGGCGCGCGGUGAAGAGGUGGCUACAAGCGCCACGUGGAACGCCGCAGGGGAUGCGCUGGCCGUGGGCUGUGAGGGCGGCACCUUGAGAAUCUUGUUCUUUAAGAGUGAGGAGAAAGCGAAGAGAGAGGUGAUCAAAAAGGAACGCGAGGUCGGACAAGGGUGUGAAGCAAAGCUCAGAUGGAGUGAUGAGUUGUUGAGUCGGGAGCAUUUGCAGGUUAUGAUCUAG